AUGAAGGAUUUUGUAUAUAGUACAGCAGGGACUGAGAAGAUCACCGGCUGGGACAAGAACAGUGACGAUGGUUGGCAAGAAAAGAACCUCAACGAGAACGACAAGAAGGGUUGGUACUCGACCGAUGACGACCAAGCCGGAGGCUGGACCAAACCAGACGACAACAAGAAGACCCAAGCUGAUGAUGGCGGCUGGCACUCAAAGGACACAGGAUGGGGUAACCCCCCAUCCUCCCCAAAACAAGAGCGAGUCGACAAGAUGAACGACUGGGCCGGCCUCAAAUCCGCCUUGACAUCCGCUUUUGCCAACCCACCAGCCCCAGCACCAGAAGUCCCCUGGCAAAAUCAAUCAUGGAGCUUUCCCGCCGAAAACGCCGUACAGCCCACUGUUCAACAGCCGACACCUACACCCUUCGCGUCCGCGCCCGCUCCAGCACCGCCCGAAACCGCGAAACCGAACGCACCCACCCACCGCAUGAGCAACAAAACCCUCUCUCGAUACCGACCCAAUCAUAACUUCCCCUCCCGCAUCCAUCCCAAACCCACGCCAAACUUCACGGCACAACCACACUGGCAGUUUCCUCCUCCUCCUUCUACCUCCUCUUCCGUACCCAAGAAAGUCCUCCACGCCUCCUCCCCGAACGACACGUACAUCGCCCCCGCAGAACCGCGCCUCACCAUCAGCCAAUCCACAUCCAGCAAAAGCGGUAUCCAACACGCCGUCCGCGCGGGCAAAGCAACUGAGUACGGUCAUGUUGUCGGUCGACCAGAGUAUCUAGAUCGUUUGGAGAAGCCGUAUGCGGUGUUUCGGUUUAAGUAUCGAAGCGAGGGGGUACUGAAAGGACUGGGUGUACUUCAUGAGGGGGAUAUGAAGCAUGAUGGGGAUGCUGAGAAGGAGAAAGCAGAGAAGUUGAAGAGUGUGCCGCAGGAGGAACUCAUUGCGAAGAUGUUGGCUUUGGAGCGGAGGUUGAAGGGUAAAGAUAACGGGGAGGGUACUACUGGUGGUGGCGCUGCUGGGAAGGAGAGGAAACACGGUAAGCCGACGGUCGACAAGGAGAAACAGAAGCAGAAGCAGAGGAGGUCAAGUGAGAAAAAAGAUGCGCAUGGCGAUGGCCGGGUGAAGGACUUUACAGAGCAGUGGGUUGAGCGGCAUUCGAGGGAUCCGAGUGUCAAGGCGAAGAGUGCGAUUGCUAAGGAAGUGGGUUGGGAGGGGAAUAAGGAGAGGAAGGAGAAGGAAGUAGUGGGAACGUGGGGACAGGAUGCGAAUGAGGGAUGGGGAGGUGGAGAUGUGAAAUGGUAG
This is a messenger RNA of Alternaria conjuncta, 1299 nucleotides long. RefSeq lists its product as uncharacterized. The record is from RefSeq and is a predicted model, not a curated record. Bases 1 to 1299 code for a protein of 432 amino acids. Lineage: Eukaryota; Fungi; Ascomycota; Dothideomycetes; Pleosporales; Pleosporaceae. The transcript is spliced from 2 exons.